AUUUGCUGCAUCGGAAUUGAAUUGAUCACAACCCAUAUUCCGUUGGGUCUCUAGAAGGAAAACACUUCAACCAUCUAACAAAUUCCAACGUCUUCGUUUCGAAGAAGAAAAAAAGAAGAAGAAAAUCGACAACGGCGCCAGCCAUGGCGUCCUCAAUCACCUCGGCGACUCUCCCACCGCGCUUCCUACUACCAGCUUUGAGCCCCAUGUGGCGCGCUGCCGCAACUCGCGUGCCCAGGACAACAACCGCCGCCGCCACCAUCCGUAAUGCUUCGACCAAGAGCACUAGCCCGGAGGGCAAGCCCCCCAUCCUCGAGAAACCCGCCAGGUUUAACCCGCCGUCCCAUGGAUCCCGACUGCCCCGGAACCAAGGACCGAAGCACUACGGCGGCGCCUUGAGCGACGCAGAGUUGCGAGCCCAAGGCCAGAAGCAUUAUCCCAGCAUGCUCCCGCCCGAGGGUACGAAGGCGCACAGCUUCAUCCACAACCGGAGCAUUCAUCUCUUCAUCACUCUUGGUACCCUUACCGUCCUAGCAAUUUCCACUUUCAUGCUGAACUUCACCCACACCUCACCCUUCAAGCACCUCCUCCCCGAGCCAUCCUCGUUCUGGUCCAACCCCGGCGAAUUCAUUCGUACGUGGAUCCGGGUCAUACAGCUACACGAGAAGGACCGCAAUGAGAAGGUCAUUGCCAAGCACACCCGGUACACCGACGACGUGGCCAAGCGGGAGUACUACCGCAAGGUCCACGGUUUGGACAAGGAGAACCCCAUUGUGAACUUAUUUAAGUCGGAAGAGCAAAUAGAGGAGGAGAGGAAGGCCGCUGUGGCUGCUGCUGCGGAGGAGGAGACCAUGGCUGCGGCCAAUGCCGGUGGCGCAGGUUCAGAGACGACUGGCGGCCAGACAAGAAAGAAGUGGCUGGGGAUCUUUUAGGAAGACAAUCUUCAAUGUCCAUAUUCUGUAGAAUACCAUGUACCCUGCAUAGAAUGACAUACAUGUCUGGGCCAGCCCAACU
Molecule: messenger RNA, 1014 nt
Organism: Sodiomyces alkalinus F11
Lineage: Eukaryota; Fungi; Ascomycota; Sordariomycetes; Glomerellales; Plectosphaerellaceae
Exons: 2
Coding region: 144-932 (262 amino acids)
Source: RefSeq, a predicted model, not a curated record